Trichogramma pretiosum is the source of this 1470-nucleotide messenger RNA. RefSeq names its product probable tRNA N6-adenosine threonylcarbamoyltransferase, mitochondrial (gene Tcs4). Gene Ontology annotation, cellular component: mitochondrion. Bases 102 to 1367 code for a protein of 421 amino acids. Gene Ontology annotation, biological process: tRNA threonylcarbamoyladenosine modification. Lineage: Eukaryota; Metazoa; Arthropoda; Insecta; Hymenoptera; Trichogrammatidae. The transcript is spliced from 5 exons. The record is from RefSeq and is a predicted model, not a curated record.
UCAUCGUGUCAUAUGAAUGGAUUUAAACGGGUUUAUUACAAGUAUAAAAGCUGUCGUUUAAUUUUGAUUUUAAAAAAUAUUAACCAGAUGCAGCUUCGAAAAUGCGUCAUCUACUUCGAUUCAAAGCUUUUAAUAAAAAACUAUGUGAAUUCCGAAAGAACUGCGCUAAUUUGAAUAGAGGCUUGUGUACACAGAAAAAAACUAUAAAAAUUUUGGGUAUUGAAUCAAGUUGUGAUGAUACAGGCUUUGCUAUUGUGGAUAGCAAUGGAAAUAUUUUAGGUGAAGCUAUAAAUUCUCAAAUGCAAUUCCAUCUUAGACAAGGUGGAAUCAAUCCACUUGAAGCUCGUUUACUACACGAAAAAAAUAUCCAAAAAGUAUAUGAAGAAUGUUUAACAUCUGCAAAUUUAGUUUUGGAUGAUGUUGAUGCAAUUGCUGUAUCUGUUGAACCUGGUUUACCUAUGUCACUCACUAUUGGUAGAGAUUUUGCUUUAAAACUAUCAAAAGAAUAUGACAAGCCUGUAAUACCGAUUCAUCAUAUGAAAGCUCAUGCUUUAACAGUCAGAAUGAUAAAAAAUGUUGAAUUUCCAUACUUGGCAUUUCUUGUUUCUGGUGGACACUGUAUUCUAGCAUUAGUUCAGUCUGUAAAUGAUUUUAAAAUUUUAGGUCAAGCCUUAGAUAAUGCUCCAGGAGAAGCUAUGGAUAAGGUAGCUAGAAGAUUAAAACUAUCAAAUAUUCCAGAAUAUGCUAAUGUUUGUGGCGGUCAAGCAUUAGAAAUGGCAGCACGUAAAGCUGACAAUCCUGAUCAAUUCUUUUUUCCAGCAGCCUUAGCUCACUAUAGAGAUUGUAAUUUUAGUUUUUCUGGACUAAAAACUAAAGCUCAAAAACAUAUAUUUCAACAAGAAAGGGACUUCAAUGUUAUGGGUGCAGAUAUAAUACCAGAUGUAAACAACUUAUGUGCUGGAUUUUUAAUGGCAUACUUUAGACACAUGUGUAUGCGAGUUCAAAGAGCUAUGGAAUUUAUUGAGAAAAAUGAACUGAUACCAGAAGAGCAAAGAACUUUGGUUGUGUCUGGAGGUGUUGCAUCAAAUAACAUACUUGCAAAAGCGCUAUCAAAAGUAUGCGAAGAAAUUGGAUUUAAAUUUAUUAGGCCUCCACCAAAAUUAUGUACUGAUAAUGGUGUAAUGAUUGCAUGGAAUGGAGUUGAAAAAUUUGCGGUUGAUCUUGAUGUAGUGAGAAACAGAAAUGACAUUGAAAAAAUAGAUAUAAAGCACAAGUCACCGAUUGGUGAUGAUUGGACUGAUAUAGUUACUAAAGAAGGUAUAAAGAGAAAAUGGGUUAAACUUAAAUUCAAUGAAUUAAUUGAUUAACAUUGUUUAUUAAAACUAAAAAUAUGAUUAAUUUGUACAUAUUUGUAAAAAAUUGUCAACAUAAACAUUAUUGAGUAUAUUACAAAGAGUAUAUUACAAAAUG